This is a messenger RNA of Osmia bicornis bicornis, 1908 nucleotides long. RefSeq names its product vacuolar protein sorting-associated protein 72 homolog (gene YL-1). The record is from RefSeq and is a predicted model, not a curated record. Lineage: Eukaryota; Metazoa; Arthropoda; Insecta; Hymenoptera; Megachilidae. Gene Ontology annotation, molecular function: ATP-dependent H2AZ histone chaperone activity. The coding region runs from base 480 to 1661 and encodes 393 amino acids. Gene Ontology annotation, cellular component: nucleus. The transcript has 6 exons. Gene Ontology annotation, biological process: regulation of DNA-templated transcription; chromatin remodeling.
UACUCGUCAUUCGUAUCUUACAUUUGUUGCAACCAAUGUGUAUUAUCUGUAACUAUUGUGAAACACUAAGUUUAUACACUUCGUGUCUAAAUGUUGUUAUUGAAAAGGAAUAUUCUACUUCAAUAUUAUUCUAGACGAAUGUCUUCGAUCAAUUUUAAUUGUUUUUCUACUUUUGUAUUCAUUAGUUUUCAAUUUGUAAUUCAAAUUGUCGCUCCUUUUCCCGCGUGGUAAUCAGCUAGUGAUUUUUUUUUUCACUUGCUAUCGAUAAGUUGGAUUAACGAGAACGAUAGUACUAUCGAUAGUAAAUUGAUGCAAAGCAUGUAAACAAGUAGGGGGAUGUAUUUAAAAUCGUCUGAGAAAAUAAGUUUUUUCUUGUAAUAAAUAAAAUAUUUAAUCAUUUGUAACAGUUAACCUGACUUAACCUAAAUCUUGGCAUUCUAACAAGAUAUCUAACAGAAUUGUUUAUAAAUAUAAAAAAAAUGGCAUCGCAUAGGGAAAGGCGUGCAAAUGCCGGUAAUAAAAUGGCAAAACUCUUGAAUGAAGAAGAAGAGGAUGAUUUCUAUAAAACAACAUAUGGUGGAUUUGAUGAAGUUGAACAGGAUCAUGAUUACAUGGAAGAGGAUGAAGCGGAAGACGAAGUAGAUUCAGAUUUUAGCAUAGAUGAAAAUGAUGAACCCAUUUCUGAUACCGAACAAGAAGGACCCAAGAAGAAGCGCAGAUUACUAGUAACAAAAGCUUAUAAAGAGCCCAAAGUUCAGUCCCAAUUAGCAUCUAAAGAGAAAAAAGUUAGACAGCCGAGACAAAAAAUUUUUAUGGAAAGUAUAGAAAGGAAAUCUAUACGUCGCUCUACCGCCGCAAAAUCAGCUGCAACGCAGAGGAGAUUGAAAGAAAGAAACGAGGAUCAAAAGAGGAAAACAAGAACUAAAAGAUAUGAUACGUAUAAACCAACUCAGGAAGAAUUAUUGGAGGAAGCACUAGAAACUGAACAAAUUAAUGUGAAGUCAUUAGAAAAGUAUCAAAAAUUAGAAAAUGAAAAGAAAAACACUAGGACAGUGAGAAAAGCGCAAACUGGACCUAUGAUUAGGUAUCAGUCGUUAGCAAUGCCUGUUAUGGUACUCUCAGAAGUGAAUCUUAAUAAAGAAGAAGAUAAAAUUAAUAUAGAUGGAGACGAUGAAAAGAGUACAAGUGAAAAUGUUGAAAACGAAGAUACAGAUGAAGCGACACAAGAAAGUGAUGUGAAACCAGAAAACGAAGUUAAAGAAGUUCCAAAAAAAGAUUCCUCGACAAAAAGUAAAUGUCGUUACGAGCAGACAAAAGGAUAUUACGAACGAACAUUUAUUACUUUUGAAAAUGAACAGCUGUUUUCGGCAGCUUUUAAGAAACCUACGGUUCAGAGACCACCGACGAAAGCUUUAUGUGCGAUAACAAGACUUCCAGCAAAAUAUCUGGAUCCCAUGACUCAGCUACCCUACAAAAAUGUUCAAACAUUCCGGUUAUUACGCGAAGCGUAUUAUCAACAAUUAGAAGCUAGGACGGAUAUUAAUGAUACAUCUCAAAGUCCAGAAUUGUUAAGAUGGCUUGAGUGGAGACAGAAAAGUUGUGGUGGUGGUCAGAGGAAUACAGUACGCCUUGAGCCGGCAUCCGCAGCUAUGCCUUCAUAGUUCCUUGUUUUAACCACGAUAUAAAAUAAUAUUUAUCUGUAUGCUUUCGUAAUUAUUGAAAUUCGUGGUUUUAAACUUCUAUAUUUCAUUAUUAAAGUGUCUUCAAAAUAGCACUAAGUGUGCAGGAAGUUGUAUGUUCAUAAUGUAAAUAACUUUAUAAAUAGUUCAAACAAUUUUAUAACAGCGAAAGCAUAAUGUAAAGAACGAAGUUUGUAAAACUUGUAAAUAAUUGUACAGUUUAUUAGUA